Thelazia callipaeda (thelaziosis nematode) is the source of this 1686-nucleotide messenger RNA. NCBI's taxonomy places the organism in Eukaryota, Metazoa, Nematoda, Chromadorea, Rhabditida, Thelaziidae. The record is from the annotation of a GenBank genome assembly.
GUUGACGUUAAUGAAGAAAAUUCUACUGACUACAAUCAGCUGGAGCAUGACCACCAAGUAGAUGCUAAUGAAGAAAUUUCUACAAGUUAUCAAGCACAGCGUGACCAUCAAGCAGAGAUUAACAAGGAAAAUCUUACUAGUUACCAGUUGGAGCUCGAUCAUGCAGGAGAUAUCAAAGAAAAAGAUUAUGUCACAUCUCAACUGCGGCAAGAUCAUCACGAAAACCUCAAUAAAGAAAAUUCGACAAGUUUCCAAGUGGAAUAUGACUAUCAAGCAGACAAUGAUAAGGAGAAUUCUACAAAUUAUUAUCAGCAAACCAGCGAUGAUUCUUCAUACAAUCGUGAAAAUCAAUCUUACCCUAUUAUAUUACCAACUUACGAUGUAUAUUACAGUCAGGAAAAUGAACUAGAUUGGUUUUGGGGAUCAGAAGCAGAAGGCAGUGACGAGUGCAAUGACGACAAAAAAAGUAGUAGCCCGGCAAAAACGAAUAGUUCGAAUGAAAUUCCAGAUUCAGCAAAUAUCCCAAAAAGUACUGCAGAUAGUAUAAAACCCACAGUAUCGACAUCGCAGGACCAAUAUUUUUACCAAAACUUUAAUUUGUAUUCAGGAUUACCUUCAAAUACAGAUCAUGAUGGAACUCAAAUCAAAGGCAAUCAAUUUACUAGGGAUCACGGAACACCACAAUGCUCAACAGCUGGUAAUUCUGGUAACAUGCCAUCAUCAAGUCUAGAAGCAGAAAGAAAAAAAACGGUAACUGCUCCCGAACAUACAAAAACAUCGCAAGCGCAAAUGCAAUCACCAGCCACAUCUUUCACCGAAUACACUCAAUAUGACCCCAAUUCAGUACCAAAUAUACUCCCUCUACCCUUCAUAUCUUCUCACACUCUAUAUCCCGUACUACGAGAUCAUCUUGCAGCCUUACAGCAGUGUUUGCCUCAUCAACUAACACAGGCCUCGCAGUCUUCAACUACUACUUCUCAAAAUGCAACUACUACGCCUCAGAGUGUGACCACUUUUCCUCAAUAUUUAAAUGCUCAGUUAGCUAACUAUAGUUCCUGUGACUCUAACGUAAUAGAUAACAAGUUAAUUGUAAUACCUAAAGGAAGACCAGUAUUAUCUUCAAUUUAUUCCUCUUUCACAUUAUCAUAUGAGUUGAUUGGCAAAGAUCCAAACCAUGAUGACAACUUAUGCAUUAUUUGUGACGAUAAAUCUUCGGGAUAUCAUUACGGUGUAAUCUGUUGUGAAGAUUGCAAGAUGUUUUUUCGGAAGUCAGUUGAGUUAGACUUACCUUAUAUCUGUUACAAGCAAGGAAGAUGUUCAGUUGAUCGAAAAGUCCGUAACAGAUGUCGGGGAUGUCGUUUCAGUAAAUGCCUUCGAGUUGGUAUGCGGCGUGAGCUAGUAUUGUUGGAUCGUAUUCAAAGAAGAUUAAUAAAGGAUGACGACUACAAUAGAGAAGACGUCAAAGAUUUGGACGAAACGCUAGAACUAGCGCAAGUAAUCAUUGGAAUGUAUAGAAAAGUAUUUCCAUCAACAUUAACUAUCAGCAAUGAAACAGAUGCUAUUGAACGAGUGCAUUAUUUUUAUAGUAAAAUACCACAAAUUGCGCGGAUCAAUGAAAUUGAUCACGAAAUGAUCGUAAAUAAUGGCGUUAAAGUAGCUCUGGUAAUUUUAGCUCAAAUUUUAUGA